Synchiropus splendidus (mandarinfish) is the source of this 1209-nucleotide messenger RNA. It is a transcript of the gene kng1, whose product is annotated as kininogen 1. Lineage: Eukaryota; Metazoa; Chordata; Actinopteri; Syngnathiformes; Callionymidae. Bases 106 to 1167 code for a protein of 353 amino acids. Gene Ontology annotation, biological process: negative regulation of blood coagulation; positive regulation of cytosolic calcium ion concentration; negative regulation of endopeptidase activity. The record is from RefSeq and is a predicted model, not a curated record. Gene Ontology annotation, molecular function: cysteine-type endopeptidase inhibitor activity. The transcript is spliced from 8 exons. Gene Ontology annotation, cellular component: extracellular region; blood microparticle.
UUCAUUCUCUUCUUUGCAGUGCGUUGACGCCACGUUCUCCUUCUUCUUCUGUUGGUUGGUGUCUGUUGCUGAGCUUGAGUGACAGUCAGGUCAGAGGUCCGCACCAUGAUGAGAGAAGUGGGGCUGGUUCUGUUGGUUCUGGCCAUUCUGCAGGACCCCAGGGGUUCAGCUCAGGAAGCCACUGCAUUCCCACCAGGAGCCCCUGUCUUCUGUGAUGACCAUGCCGUCCAGAAGGCAGCGGUCAGUGCCGUCAGCGCCUUUAACCAAAAAAUGAGUUAUGGCCCCCAGCUGGCUCUGUUCCAGGUCCUGUCUGCCUCCAAGGACGGCUCGGUCUACACACUUGGGUUCAGCACCAAGAGAAGCCAGUGUCCGGUUGGUGGGAGCAAAGACUGGACCGAGUGUGGCUUCUUGUCAACUGGACGCAAAGAGCCGUUCUUGUGCAACGGGACAGUUAGCGUGACCGACACUGAGACUGAAACAACACACGUGGCCUGUGCGCUGGACAACUCCAUCGUCUCUGAGAGAGCAGCCUGCCUGGGCUGUCCGGAGGACAUCAGCGAGAAGUCGGAGGACCUGAAGGUUCCCCUCAGCGUCUCCAUCCUCAAGUUUAACUCCGAGUCUGCCCUCUCUCACCUCUUCUCCCUUCACAGAAUUGGUCUAGCCACCCGACAGGUGAUCGCCGGCCUCCGCUUCUCGUUGAUGUUUGACAUGAGAAGGACCACCUGCUUGAAGAGCGAACACAAGGAGCUGAGUGAGAUGUGUGUCCAUGACAACGACAACAAGGAGUAUGUUAACUGUAACUCCACAGUGGAUUCGGCUCCAUGGAGACUGGUGCCUGCCGAGGUUCAUAUCAGCUGUGAGUCUGGCCCCCUCCCUCCAACGUCUCGCAUCAAACGACGCCCCCCUGGCUGGUCCCCUCUGAGGAGUGCUGGCCUUGCCUCCACUCUGGCCCCUCCCAUAUCUGCUGCUCCAGCCCGCCAGGAGUCUUCAGAGGAGGACACCACUGGGACCCGAGCCCCACACCUGCAGCCGGCUGAAGUCGACCAACACCACUGUCCGUCCAGUCCGUGGACGCCGCCCCCCCCUUCCCACCCAGUGGAGGAAGUGCCCCCAAGCGCCCCAACCCCUGUUCAAGGGACUUUCAGUGACUCUGAUCUGUUGAGAUAAACAUGAAACUCAGCAGUUCUGAAAAUAAAGCUCUGACUAAUG